This is a messenger RNA of Acanthosepion pharaonis, 711 nucleotides long. NCBI's taxonomy places the organism in Eukaryota, Metazoa, Mollusca, Cephalopoda, Sepiida, Sepiidae. The record is from the annotation of a GenBank genome assembly.
AUGUAUCUUAAUCCAUCUUGUGAAAUUCAAAAAAUAUUUUUAUUUCUAUCAGGAAAUGUAACAAGUUUUCAUAUUUUAUCUCUGCAAAUAUCCAUCUAUAUAUCUAUCUAUCUAUCUCCUUUGUUUUGUUAUUCUUCCUUCAAAAUAAAUUGCUCGUUAAUUUGUAAGGGAAUCAGAUACUCCCUUCCUAUCUAUCUAUCUAUCUAUCUAUCUAUCUAUCUAUGCCAAUAUGAUCAUAUCUGCCUAUAUUAUAAAUGUUUCGUAUCUAUCUAUCUGUCUAUCUAUCUAUAUAUCUAUCUAUCUCUCUAUCUCAUUCUGUUCAUAUCUAUCUAUCUAUCUAUCUAUCUAUCUAUCUAUCUAUCUAUCUAUCUAUCUCAUUCUGUUCCUAUCAAUCUAUCUAUAUCACUUAAUUCAUCUAUGUAUCAUUAUCUUUUUUUCACAUAUAUAUGUAUUUAUACACACACUCAUACAAUCACACACACACACACACACACACAUAUACAUUUCCAUAUUAUCUAUCUCUGUCAAUUUUCAACGUUAUCUAUUUCACAUAAUUCGGCUAUUUUUCUUCAUUAUUCAUCUAUCUCACUUAAUUCAUCUUAUCUAUCUAUGUCAAUCUGUUCAUAUCUAUCUAUCUCUCUAUCUAUCUAUCUAUCUAUCUAUCUAUCUAACCUCAUUUCUAUCUAUUUCUCUAUCUAUGUAUCUAUAUAA